This is a messenger RNA of Soboliphyme baturini, 324 nucleotides long. NCBI's taxonomy places the organism in Eukaryota, Metazoa, Nematoda, Enoplea, Dioctophymatida, Soboliphymatidae. The record is from the annotation of a GenBank genome assembly.
UGCCUCCAAGCGCCAGUCGGAUACGAUCGCUUCUCUUAUGCGUGGCGAAGCAGGAAAGGAACCCGCUUCCACGAAAGCAUCGGCAAGCAUUAUCAAGAUGGUUACCGCCAAGGUGACGUUCUCGGCAUCUUGAUCGAUUUGCCUGCUUCCGGCGCUCCUUCCAAUCAUUUCCCUUCGAACUGCAAAGACCUGCCGCUGAUAAAGUUCAAAAACUUUUGCUACUUCGAAGAAAGAGACGAGGUAGCCCAAGCGUUGAAGAACCUGACCGUGCUGAAAGGCAGUAAAGUAAAAAAUCUGUUUCAAUUGGCUAAUAAUGGUAAAUAA